Messenger RNA from Owenia fusiformis, 368 nucleotides. The record is from the annotation of a GenBank genome assembly. NCBI's taxonomy places the organism in Eukaryota, Metazoa, Annelida, Polychaeta, Sabellida, Oweniidae.
CAGAAGAUGGCGAUUAUUCUACUCUCAUUGAAAAUGAAAGUACAAACAUGUCCCUGGGUGCCGCUGUGUGCACGAGGUGUAACGAGGGAUUCACUCCCCAGGAGAAGAUCGUCAACUCGAAUGGGGAGAUCUGGCACACACAAUGCUUUGUCUGUGCCCAGUGCUUCCAGCCUUUUCCAGAGGGACUCUUUUAUGAGUUUGAGGGUCGCAAGUACUGUGAACAUGACUUCCACGUGCUAUUUGCACCUUGCUGUGGCAAAUGUGGUGAGUUUGUUGUUGGUCGUGUUAUCAAGGCAAUGAACAAUAACUGGCACCCUGACUGCUUUAGAUGUCAACUCUGCAGUGGUCAACUGGCAGAUGCUGGUUUU